Messenger RNA from Lactuca virosa, 2595 nucleotides. Lineage: Eukaryota; Viridiplantae; Streptophyta; Magnoliopsida; Asterales; Asteraceae. The record is from the annotation of a GenBank genome assembly.
AUGAGGGUGGCAGUUGUUGCAGUGGGAAUUAGUGGGUUAGUAUCAGCGCACGUUUUGGCUAAAGCUGGAUUGGAGGUGGUAUUAUAUGAGAUGGACAAUUGCCUUGACAGUGCCUCAAAAACCAUCUCUGUGAACGGUGUUGAAUUAGACAUUGGUUUCAUGCCCUUCAACCAGGUCACAUAUCCAAACAUGAUGGAGUUCUUUACGAAACUUGGAGUUCAUAUGGAGAAUUCUGAUAAUUCGUUCUCGGUGAGCUUAGCUGAAGGCAAUGGCUAUGAAUGGGGCAAUCGAAACGGUUUAUCAACUCUGUUUUCACAAAAAGGGAACAUGAUAAAUCCUUACUUCAUCAAGAUGUUAUGGGAAAUGACCAAGUUUAAAAAUGAUGUUUUGAGGUACCUUGAAGAGUUUCACAACAACCAAGAUACCAGUCACAACGACACCUUGUCGGAUUUCAUCAAGUCACAUGGUUAUUCAGAGUUAUUUCAAAAGGCUUAUCUUGUUCCAAUAUGCUCUUCCUUGUGGUCGUGCCCUGCACACGUAGUUAUGAGGUUAUCUGCUUUUUCUGCUCUCUCAUAUUUCCACAAUCACCAUCUAUUUCAGAUUUUCAAUGGCCCUCAAUGGUAUACCGUUAGGGGUGGGUCACAGACCUACAUCAAAAAGAUCAAAGAAGAAUUGUCGUCUAGCGGCUGUCAAAUAAGGACAGGGUGUGCCAUUAAAUCCGUCUCAAAACAUGAUGAUGGUUGUUUACUUCUAUGUGAGGAUGGCUCUGAAGAAAGGUUUUAUGGAUGCAUAAUAGACGCAGAUACCCAUGAAACUCUGAGAUUGUUGGGGGAAGAAGCUACAAAUGCAGAAAGAAGAAUAUUUGGGGCUUUUAAUUAUGUAUACAGUGACGUUUUUCUACACAAUGACAAAAGUCUAAUGCCUCGAAACCGAACAACAUGGAGUGCACUGAAUUUUCUUGGAACCAAGGAUAACAAAGUCUGCUUAACGUAUUGGUUAAAUGUGCUCCAGAACCUUGAUGACAAUGAGCUACCUUUUCUAGUCACUCUAAAUCCUUCUGAAACACCAAAAAGUACAUUGCAUAAAUGGUCACUAGGACUGUCAAUUCCAUCAGUUGCAGCAACAAAGGCUGUUCUUGAGCUUGAUUACAUCCAAGGGAAGCGAAAAAUUUGGUUUUGUGGAGGAUACCAAGGUUACGGGAUCCUCGAGGAUGGUGUGAAGGCAGGCAUGGUUGCGGCAAAUGGCAUUCUUAAAAAGAGUUGUGAAAUUCUCAACAACCCGAAAACUAUGCUACCAUCUUUGAUGGAAGUUGGUGCGAGGUCACUUGUUGUUGGGUUCCUUCAAGACUUUAUUGCUAUUGGCACUUUAAUUUUAUUGGAAGAAGGUGGUGUAACUUUCACAUUUGAAGGAACAAGAAAGAAGAAUCCUUUAAAAGUUUAUCUGAAAAUUCAAAAUCCUCGAUUUUAUUGGAAGCUUGCUACAGAAGCUGACUUAGGUCUAGCUGGCGCAUACAUUAAUGGGGACUUCUCCUUUGUUGAUAAAACAGAAGGCCUAUUAAACAUGAUUAUGAUUUUCAUUGUAAACAAUGAAUUAAAAAAUUAUUCCUCAAGGUCUAACAAAAGAGGUUGGUGGACGCCAGUGCUUUUAACAUCGAUAAUAGGAUCGGCAAAGUAUUUCUUUCAUCAUGUUUUGAUGCAGAACUCUGUUACUCAAGCACGUAGGAACAUAUCUCAUCACUAUGAUUUGAGUAAUGAGUUCUUUUCCCUCUUCCUUGACGAGACUAUGUCAUACUCCUGUGCGUUAUUCAAGAGCGCGGAUGAAGACUUCAAAGCUGCACAAAUGAGAAAAAUAUCUUCGUUGAUUCAAAAGGCAAGAGUUGAUAAGGACCACCAAGUUCUUGAUAUAGGAUGUGGUUGGGGAACUUUAGCUAUUGAAAUAGUGAAACAAACUGGAUGUAAAUACACAGGCAUCACCCUCUCUGAAGAGCAACUCAAAUAUGCAGAAACUAAAGUGAAGGAAGCUGGCCUAGAGGACAAAAUCAAAUUUCUACUAUGUGACUACAGGCAAUUGCCUGACACUUCCAAAUAUGACAGAAUUAUAUCCUGUGAAAUGAUAGAACAUGUCGGCCAUGAAUAUUAUGAAGAGUUUUUUAGAUGUUGUGAAUCAGUAUUGGCAGAGGAUGGGAUUUUUGUCCUGCAGUUCAUUUCAGUUCAAGAUGCAAGAUAUGAUGAGUUACGACGGACCCCAGGAUUCAUUAGAGAAUACAUAUUUCCGGGAGGGUGCAUACCUUCACUUACUAGAUUAACAUCAGCCAUGGCUGCAUCCUCUAGACUUUGUGUGGAGCAUGUGGAGAACAUAGGAGCACAUUAUUAUCAAACACUCAGACACUGGAGGAAAAACUUAAUGCAAAACCAAAGCAAAAUACUUGCGUUGGGCUUCAACCAAGAAUUCAUCCGUACAUUCGAGUGCUAUUUUGAUUUUGCAGCUGCUGGCUUUAAGACCAAGACACUUGGGAACUACCAGGUUGUGUUCUCAAGACCGGGAAACGUUACCACAUUUGGAGAUCCUUACAAGGAUGUUUUUUCAGCUUAUUGA